Molecule: messenger RNA, 2300 nt
Organism: Meira miltonrushii
Lineage: Eukaryota; Fungi; Basidiomycota; Exobasidiomycetes; Exobasidiales; Brachybasidiaceae
Product: P-loop containing nucleoside triphosphate hydrolase protein
Exons: 1
Coding region: 40-2271 (743 amino acids)
Molecular function (GO): ATP binding; ATP hydrolysis activity
Source: RefSeq, a predicted model, not a curated record
UGCUAUUGUUCUCACCAUCACAAGGGAAAAACCGACAAGAUGGCAGCUGCUACCAUUUUACAGGCUACUAUUCCAACAUUGGAUCAGCCAAUCGUUGAUUACUUAUCAGGUUAUGUUGAAACACCUGAUGUAGAUCCCGUAGAAGAUGUGAUUGCGUUCGUUCGUUCUAUGCUGGAAUCAGCAACAUUGAAUGAUGAAAAGUCAAGACAAAAGAUCGAUGAUGCCAUUCAAAAGAUUGCAAAACUUUUACCUGAACAACCUUCAACAAGUGCUGCAGGCUUAAGGCGUGUCGAAAGAGUUGUCGAUAUGAGUCAAAUGGAUGAAAGUAGAACGGCAAACUUUGAACGAUCAGGUCAAAUUGAUAUCACACAUGGUGGUGUAAUCAAAGCAUCUCGUGUUGAUGUUGGCAAAUUGGCAAAACAAGAAGCAAAAACUAAAGCUAAAUUGCAUAAACGUGCUCAACGUGACUUAUACGAAACCAGUAAAUUGGUCGAGAAUAUGCGCAAACAAGAAAGCUACGAAGAGAUGUUCUUGCGUGUUAACCCACUGGAGAGCAUCGGUAAUAGGACCAAGAACAAGGAUAUUCAUUUACCCAAUAUCGAUGUCAACUUUGGAAGCAAUCGAUUGUUGAGCGGUGCUACAUUGUCUAUGGCACAGGGAAGACGUUAUGGUUUGAUCGGUAGAAACGGUAUCGGUAAAUCUACAUUGCUUCGACACAUGGCUUUGCGUGAAAUUCCCAUCCCCAAUCACGUAUCUAUCCUUUACGUCGAACAAGAAGUCACUGGAGACGAUACACCGGCUCUACAAGCUGUUUUGAAAGCCGAUGUCUGGCGUGAGAAGCUUAUGGACGAAGAACGAAGUAUCACUGCAGAACUCAAUGCGCUCGAUGAAUUGGCCACAAAGGAAGUCAACCCUGCAGAGACAAAUGGUCUAGCUCAAGGCAGUUUGGCUGAUAUGAACACACGUCAACGUGAAAUCCGAAAGGAAGAAAUUUCUGGACGAUUGGGAGAAAUUCAAGCCAAACUUAUCGACAUGGAAGCUGAAUCAGGUCCUGCAAGAGCUGCAGCUUUGCUAAGCGGUUUGGGUAUCAUGGAUAAAGAUCAACAGAGACCGACAAGCAGCUUCAGUGGUGGUUGGCGUAUGCGUUUGGCAUUGGCAAGAGCUUUGUUCUGCAAGCCUGAUUUACUCAUGUUGGAUGAACCUUCGAAUAUGUUGGACUUGAACGCCAUCGCCUGGCUUGAAAAUUAUCUUGUGGAACAAUGGACAGGUACACUUUUGGUCGUUUCCCACGACCGAGCGUUCUUGGAUGAAGUGGCAACGGAUAUUAUUCACAUGCACUCGCAAAGAUUAGAUGCAUACAAGGGUAACUUUACCCAAUUCAACGAAACCCGGGAAGAACGGAGGAAGAACCAACAAAAAGAAUACGAAGCAUCUAUGGCCAAACGUGCCCAUCUUCAAGCAUUCAUCGAUCGUUGGCGUUACAAUGCCAACCGUGCUGCUCAAGCACAAUCCAAGAUCAAAGAAUUGGAAAGGAUGCCAAUCAUCGAAGCUCCCGAAGCGGAAGAUAUUGUCAAAUUCCGUUUGCCAGAGACAGACAAGCUCAGUCCACCUCUGUUACGUUUGGAUUCAGUCACCUUUGGAUAUUCUGCCGAUAAGGUUCUCCUGCGCGAUAUUAGCUUUGACGUUACCCAAGAAUCACGUAUCGCAAUCGUCGGUCCAAACGGAGCUGGUAAAUCUACAUUGAUGAAAUUAUUGAUGGGAGACUUGACACCGAGCAAAGGUGAUCAACAAAGGAACAAUAAACUUCGCGUUGGUUUCUUUUCACAACAUCAUAUUGAUCAAUUGGACUUGAGCGUGAGCCCAGUAGCAUUCUUGGCAGCCAAAUUCCCAGGUAAGACGGCAGAAGAAUAUCGUGCUCAUUUAGGUGCUUUCGGUAUCACCGGUUCAACUGGUUUACAACAAAUUGCCACUUUGUCCGGAGGUCAAAAGAGUCGUGUUGCAUUUGCACAAUUAAGUUUGAUGAACCCACACAUUUUAUUGUUGGACGAACCUACGAAUCACUUGGAUGUUGAAGGUUUGGAUGCUUUGAUGGAAGCAAUUGAAAAAUGGAACGGAGGUGUGAUUGCAAUCUCUCACGACCAAACGUUUGUUAAUCGAGUAAUGACGGAAUUAUGGGUUGCAAAUGAUGGUACGUUGAAGAAAUGGUACGGAUCGGUGAAUGAUUAUAAAAAGAUCAUUGUUGAAUCUGCACGUAAAGAUGUAUCACACUAGAUUAAAUGCAAUCAAUACUUUUACCUGAG